AUGAGUGGUGACAAUGACACAGAAAAACCCUGCGGAAUACUCGAGGUUGAGGACAGCAGAAUUUCCAAGCUAGAUGGAGAUAUGGUACCUCCAAUGCCAGAUCCAGAUGCUGAGAGACGCCUCGUACGCAAACUGGAUCGCACGAUUCUCCCCUGGAUUAUGCUGCUCUACUUGUUAUCGUACCUCGACAGAGCCAAUAUGGGAAAUGCUCGAAACAUCGGUCUCGCAACGGAUAUCGGCCUCGGUAGUACGAUGUAUCAGGUCGCCUCAGCCUCAUUCUAUAUUGGGACGGUUAUCUUCGGAACAGUGGGAGGUCUCAUGCUCAAAGUAUUCAAGCCAUCGACCUGGCUCGGACUUUGUGCUAUUGGCUGGGGCGCAACAAGCACCUUACAAGCCGCCUGUACCAACCCAGGUGGUCUAAUUGCCGUUCGGUUCUUUCUUGGUGCAUUCGAAGCGUCAUUUGCACCUGGAUGUGCCUUGUAUCUCAGCUUCUGGUACCUGAAAUCUGAGCUCUCUCUGCGUAUUGCUGCAUAUGCUGGGAUGAGCGCCGUUAGUGGCGUCUUAUCCGGGCUGAUUGCAUACGGAGUCGGUCUCGCCCAGGGCAAGAUGGCUAUAACUGCCUGGCAGACGUUGUUCAUCGUGGAAGGGCUGCCCACUGUCGUCGUUGGUGUUCUCACACUCUGGAUACUACCUGGACGCCCCGAGUCUGAGAGAUCUCAUUGGUUCACUGAAGCGGAACAUGAGAUCAUUCUGAGCCGACGUAAUAGGUUCACCAAAAAUGCUGACACUGGAAUCAAUAUGGAACAAGUGAAGAAGUUGACAAUCAAGCAUACUGAGAUAAUGUACAGUGCAUUCAAAGACUACCGGCUAUACCUAUUCUGCCUAAUUUAUUCUGGGCUUUCUCUAUCUUUGGCCGUUGCCGCUGUUUUUCUUCCUACCAUCGUGGAGGAUCUCGGCUAUCACUCUGUUACGGCCAAUCUCAUGACCGCCCCCGUUUAUGGCACAGCUUACGCUUGCCUCCUCAUUACUGCCACCUUGUCCGACCGAUUCCGUAUACGGGGUGCCCCUAUUGCCCUCGGUGGUUUGAUUUCUGGAAUAGGGUAUCUAUUACUGGGACUGCUGAGACAAGGAAACGCACGUUAUGCUUGCUGCUUCCUAGCAGUUACUGGAACUUACAUGGCUUUCCCAAUCGUUUUAACCUGGAUCACGUCGACAUUUGCGGGUGAUACCAAGGCUGGCGUUGGUGUCGGAAUAGUUAUUGCUGUCACUCACGCGAUUGGAGUUGCUGCUUCUACAAUCUAUCCAAAGCAAGACGCACCCUACUAUCUAACUGGAAACGCAGUAUCCAGUGCACUUGCUCUCGCGACCACCGUCUCAGCUAUAGCUAUGAGCAUUUUGCUUUAUCGGGAGAACCAAAAGCGAGACCGUCGCUAUGGGAAGCCAGAAGCCCGUGCUCCUGUCGACAUGGGUGGUGAUGCUGACAAGGCCCAGGACUAUAGAUACGAUAUCUAA
Molecule: messenger RNA, 1512 nt
Organism: Clonostachys byssicola
Lineage: Eukaryota; Fungi; Ascomycota; Sordariomycetes; Hypocreales; Bionectriaceae
Source: the annotation of a GenBank genome assembly